UCCUCCACCAGACCCCUUUUGCAAGAUUAGUAAGUUAUUGUUGACGUUUGAGAAAGCUGAACAUGUCUCAAGAAGGUCAAAACAUUGAUGAGCCGGUUGUUAUUGAGGAAAAAGGUUCUGUGAAAUUAACUGUUCUAAACCGCCCUCGUCAGCUGAAUGUCAUCUCUCCGGAAGUGGUCCUCAAGCUUGCAGAAUAUCUCGAAUUGUGGGAGAAGGAUGACCAAACAAAGCUUAUAUUGAUCAAGGGUGCAGGUAGAGCUUUCUCCGCCGGUGGUGAUCUGAAGGUGUUUUAUCACGGCCAGGAAUCAAAGGAUUCUUGCCUUGAGGUUGUUUAUCGGAUGUACUGGCUUUGUUAUCAUAUCCACACAUACAAGAAGACACAGGUUUCUCUUGUUAAUGGAAUAUCGAUGGGUGGAGGUGCAUCAUUGAUGGUUCCAAUGAAGUUUUCAGUUGUGACAGAGAAAACUGUUUUCGCGACUCCAGAAGCAAGUUUCGGGUUUCACACUGAUUGUGGGUUCUCCUACAUCCAUUCACAUCUUCCUGGUCAUUUAGGAGAGUUCCUGGCUUUAACUGGGGCAAGAUUGAACGGCAAAGAACUUGUAGCAAUUGGAAUGGCAACACAUUUUGUACCUUCUGGUAAAUUGAUGGAUCUGGAGGCGCAGCUUAUGAGUUUAGACUCAGGAGACGUGGAUGUAGUCCGAUCCACAAUUGAAGAGUUCUCCGAGAAAGUGAACCUCGACAAAGACAGCAUCCUUAACAAGCAGUCUGUAAUCAAUGAGUGUUUCUCAAAAGAAAGUGUGAAACAGAUCAUACAAGCAUUUGAAGCUGAAGCAAGCAAAGAAGGGAAUGAAUGGAUUACUCCAGUCAUCAAAGGUCUAAAGCGAUCGUCACCCACGGGGUUGAAGAUAGUACUACGAUCGAUCCGUGAAGGUAGGAAACAAACGCUGAGUGAUUGCCUGAAGAAAGAGUUUCGGCUCACCGUGAAUAUCUUGAGGAAAACCAUAUCCCCUGAUAUGUAUGAGGGUAUAAGGGCUCUGACCAUAGACAAAGACAAUUCUCCAAAGUGGAAUCCAGCGACAUUAGAUGAGGUGGAUGACAAGAAAAUUAACUCGUUGUUUAAGCCCUUCGAGGAUGAUAUUGAGCUACAAAUCCCUGAAACAGAAGAAAACAGGUGGGGAGGCAAAUACGAGACUUCAGGCUAUGCAUCUGUACGAGGAUAGUAUAGAGCAUAUGUGUUCCAGUUUCAAAACUUUAUCCUAAAAACUGAAACUCCACGUGUGUUGUAUUAUUACAUAAUGUGUUGCUUGAGGCUCACACUCGAUGCAGCGUUGUUUAAAUAAGGUUUAUGUAUAUUU
This is a messenger RNA of Arabidopsis arenosa, 1355 nucleotides long. NCBI's taxonomy places the organism in Eukaryota, Viridiplantae, Streptophyta, Magnoliopsida, Brassicales, Brassicaceae. The record is from the annotation of a GenBank genome assembly.